This is a messenger RNA of Stylophora pistillata, 3260 nucleotides long. Its product is annotated as NACHT, LRR and PYD domains-containing protein 12. NCBI's taxonomy places the organism in Eukaryota, Metazoa, Cnidaria, Anthozoa, Scleractinia, Pocilloporidae. The record is from RefSeq and is a predicted model, not a curated record. Gene Ontology annotation, biological process: regulation of apoptotic process. Gene Ontology annotation, molecular function: protein binding.
GUCAUUUCACGAACGAAUGUGUAUUCCAUUAUUCCACAAACACACUCCCGGACAAGAAGGAAAGUGAUUCAGUUACGUGGUGGCUAGGAGCAAUUCUUAAUUUCCUGUGCUGUAACAACAACAGGGAUUGAGGAGAAUGCUACUUUCAUAACGCUUUUAAUUUACGGACGAUAACAAGUAAAAGUAAACAACAGUGGCCAAUAAAAGUCAUGGAUCCAUUUCGUGUUAAACUGUUGUCCCUCUCAAACGGAAUUACUGAUCGAGAGUUCGUCGACUUGAAGUUUAUGUGCAAGCAGCACAUUCCUGUUGGAGUUUUGGAGAGACUCAAAAGGCCACUAGAGUUGUUUGAUGAACUUGAAAACAGAAACUUGCUGAAUGCGGAUAACAAGGAAUUUCUGGCCGCCAUAUUAGGCGGAAUCAAUCGCUUGGAACUGAGAGAUGACUUAUUGGGUCAAGCUAGUGGAAGUAAUGUUUCAUCUCCACUGAGUACAUUUCAAGAGUCUGUAUGUGACCUAUACAAGAAUGUAAUUGGAUGGCUACAGCCUCUUGCAUGGAAUAAGUCAUUUCAUAUUCACAUCAAACACAUCUAUACCAAUCUGCAGAUGAUCACAGAGACUCAUCAAGGGAGAACCAUAAAGAAAGAGCCCUUGAACUCCUAUGUUGAGGUCUUCAGAAGGCACUCCCCUUUCACCAAGCAGAAACGCAUUCUUAUUGAAGGACAAGCUGGUGUAGGAAAGAGUACAUUUUUGUCACUGAUAGUGUAUGACUGGGCUUCUGGAAAUCCUAAUUUACAGCAAUUCCAGCUUAUCCUUUUCAUGGAACUGAAGCAGAUGAAAGGGAAUCUGAAGAGUGACAUUUUUGAAUUGCUCUUUCCAAGAGAUUUUCCAUAUUCGGCUGAUUAUCUCUUCCAGUAUAUCUCUGCCAACCAAGAAAAUGUUCUUUUCAUUUUAGAUGGUUAUGAUGAAGUCAAUCCUUCCCAACUAAAGGAUAUGGAAGAUCUCAUUAUGGGCAAGAUAUUUAGAAAUGCCACUGUUGUUGUGACAUCAAGGCCUGGUAAAGGUUCUCGUGUGCACUGGUUUAUGGAUUCUCGGAUUGAGAUAACUGGUUUCACAAGCGAGAACAUUCAUGAAUUUGUUCUCAAGUACUUUCAAGAUGAUGUACCGAUGGCUGAGAGUUUAAUGGCGCAACUUGAAAUGCAUCCUGUUGCUGAGAACAUCGCCAGAAUUCCUCUCACAGCAAUGCUCAUCUGUGCGAUGUGGGAAGAGAUGCCUCAAGCAGCGCUGCUUUCAUCAAUGACAUCUCUUUUCACUGAACUCACUCUUUUGCUUGUAAAGAGAUAUUAUGCAAGACAAACUGGUGAGAACAGCAUUGAUCCUGGAAACCUCUCCACCCUGGAAGAUAUUCCAGAGGACCUCUUCCAGAGUCUGUUAUCACUGGGAGAGAUUUCACUCAACGGAUUGCUGAAUGAUCAGUUACUUUUUGAUGUUCAGGAGCUUGAGAAAAAGUGUACUUACAAAGGUGUUUUAGACAUUGGCUUCCUCUCAAAGGAGUUGGGAGCUUCAAGGCUUAAACCUGUUGAGAAGUGCCGGUUUUCACACAGAUCUUAUCAAGAAUUCCUAGCAGCGCUGUGGUUGAGCAACAAGAUCAAGCAGGCUUUCAUUGACAGAUCUGUCUUUGAUUUUGUCAGUGUUUACAUCAUGAACUGCGUGUCCUCAGGGUUAGAUACUGUUCUCUUUCUUUUCACACCUGGGCUGUUAGGAGAUGCUUUUCCGCCUGUUCUGGAGCUUCUUUUGCUGGAAGGUGCUGCUGAAGUUGAAGAAGAUGAAAGCCUAAUGCAGUCAUUCUUUGAAGUUUGUAUUUCCUCCUUGUAUGAAUCAAACCAGGGACACUUGGCCUAUAAACUUGGGUCACAAAUGCCCCCAGGUGUGGCAGCACUACAUCAUUUAAAUGCCACCCCAUACAAAGUUAGGGCUCUGGUUUACUUUCUGUUGAACAUCCAAACAGUGCAGUCCCUACUGAUAGAGCACAGUCAAGUUGGAAAGCAAGCUCUUCAAGUACUUGCCAGGUUCCUUCCUGAAAUGGUAUCAGUCCAAGAGGUAAACCUAAAGUCAAACAUGAUCACUGAUGGAAGUUUGAUUGCCUUUACAAAAUCACUCUCCUGUGUACCUCAUCUGGUAAGGUUCUCACUUGCAAGCAAUUGCAUAACAGAUCAUGGCUUGGGGUUUCUUAUCUCAGCCUUCAAAGAUCUUCCAAAUUUAGAACACAUGGAUCUCCAAGGCAACAAGAUCUCUGAAACAGGCUUUGGAUUGGUAGCUCCAGCACUGUCACUCUUGCCAAAACUGAAAGACCUGCGGCUUGGUUGUCCAGUGGUAUCUGGGACAGAAGAAAUACCAAAAGGUGAAGAAAGGAGUUCACUUAAAGCAUUGACUGAGACGGUGUUUAACUCGCUGAUGGAGGCUGUCCAUUCUCAUGCAACUUUAAAAGAAGUCAAUCUGGGCACUAAAGCACUUCCACUGGGGCUGGACCCCUCAAAAUUUGACAGGCUCAAAGUAUCCUGAAUUAUUUUUGAAGAAAUCUUUAAUAAGUUUAGCUCUACUGUCAAGCUGACAUGAAAAACAAAUUUAUCUAAACAUGCAGAUGAUUUUUCAUGUCAGUGAUUCUGUAGGGCAUGUAUAUGAAACAAAGAUGAAGUGACUGCCCCUCAUUCAAACUAGUAAUUGCUGAUUCUUUUUUAAUAUCUGCACUGAAUUCAGAUGAAUGGGUGGAAAACUUUUAAUUGAUUAUUUCCUUAGGUUGCAGAACAAAUGUACUUUUUUAUAAGGCAAAUGGAGGCAAGUACAAGUGAUGCACAAGGGGGAGGAGGGUGAUAAAUAUUAUUAUUUUUCACACUACUCCCUUCAUGCAAAACUUGUACUUCAUGUUUGCCUCUUGCUUGCCUUUGUUUGCCAGAAAAACACACAAAGAAAGAAAGGAUUGACAAUAACCUUUUCUGCAGGCUAAUACUAUUUUUAAAUGUAUUCGGAACUUAAAAUUGAAUGAAUUUCAUAACUAUAAUUGGAAUUUUAUUAAUUGUGUUGUACAAACAAUAAAUUGACAUGGACAAUGAUUAAAUUGAAGUUGCCCGACUGUGUCUAAAAAAUUUUGAAUGAAUUCUUUUGUACUCUAGGAAUAGUUAUUGUAGAAUUGUUAUAAACCGCAUCUGAGAAUAAAGCAUCCAUAGCUUUCUGGUUUACUCAAUAAAAUCAUCAGCUCAUUAAGUA